Messenger RNA from Parathielavia appendiculata, 468 nucleotides. RefSeq lists its product as uncharacterized. The coding region runs from base 1 to 468 and encodes 155 amino acids. Lineage: Eukaryota; Fungi; Ascomycota; Sordariomycetes; Sordariales; Chaetomiaceae. The transcript has a single exon. The record is from RefSeq and is a predicted model, not a curated record.
AUGCUCGCCAAACGCAGCAUCCUCGCCCUCGCCACCGUGGCCCCCUUGGCCUCAGCCCUGGGCAAGGCCCGCGUGGUCAACAACUGCGACGAGACGGUGCACGUCUGGUCGGUCGGCUCCCAAGUCGAGGGCCCCUACGGUCUCUCCCCAAAGGUCGGCUACUACGCCGAGGAGUUCCGCAAGGACCCCGUGACGGGCGGCAAGGCCCUCAAGGUGACGCGCAACGCCGACGGCCUAUACACGGGCGCGCCCCAGACCGUCUUCGCAUACAACCUCGACGGCGACAAGAUCUGGUACGACCUCAGCGAUGUCUUCGGCGACGCCUUUGUCGGCAAAAAGCUGGUCGUGGCGAGCGCCGAGCAGACCUGCCCGUCGAUUAUCUGGCCCACUGGCGUGCCCCCCGCAGGCAGCCAGGUCAAGGUGUGCACCGCCAACCAGGACGUUGUCUUUACCCUUUGCGCGAAUUAG